Stereum hirsutum FP-91666 SS1 is the source of this 420-nucleotide messenger RNA. RefSeq lists its product as uncharacterized. Lineage: Eukaryota; Fungi; Basidiomycota; Agaricomycetes; Russulales; Stereaceae. The transcript has 2 exons. Bases 1 to 420 code for a protein of 139 amino acids. The record is from RefSeq and is a predicted model, not a curated record.
AUGAGCGAGAAAAACAUCAGAGGAAUGCAACAAGCCGCCCAAUCCGUUCCAGCUGCUGCGCCAAACUCGGCGCUGCUUCGCUUGACGAAGAGGUUCGACCUUCUGAUUAUCCUUGGUACGUUGAUGUUCCAAGGUGAUUCUUCCUGUGUCAAUUUCGAUGAAUCUUCUGGCAUGAUGAAGGCUGUCCUUAUGAAAAACUGGACGUCUGUAGCAAGAGCUCGAGAUCUUGGUCAAGGUGAUGAAGGAGGGAACAUAGGAGCGUGCAUGACAGUAAAAGUCGACGCACUGAAGAGUCUGACGCUGAUGGGAAUGCACGUCGGUCAAUCAGAGCCGUCAGAGCCGCCGGGCUCCUCCGGGUUUCCUGGUGUUGAGUCUGGAGCGCCAAAGGGAGUGAACAGCAAGACAAGCACGCUGGUAUAG